Molecule: messenger RNA, 2922 nt
Organism: Sparassis crispa
Lineage: Eukaryota; Fungi; Basidiomycota; Agaricomycetes; Polyporales; Sparassidaceae
Exons: 5
Coding region: 1-2922 (973 amino acids)
Source: RefSeq, a predicted model, not a curated record
AUGGUGGGUGAGCGUAUCAUCCACGUGGAGGCAGGGGAGGACAAGGGAAAGGGCAAGAGCAAGGAGAAGGCGCAGGGGAAGGCAGCGCAUGCGAUGAGCGAGGAAGAGGAUGGGGGAGAGGGAGAGGGAGAGGGAGAGGAGCAGGAGGGCGAGGAUGACGACGAUGCCGACAGUGACGAGGACGACGAUGUCGACAAAGAUGACGACGAUGAGAUGGCGGAAGACGUGCCGGGUGCAGGCCAGCCCGAAUCCAUCGAGGUCGAUGCGGCGUCGCCCCCUCCGCCAACUGCCAGACCAAUAUCGAUCUCGCCAGCUGCCCCAUCACUCCAAAAGCGCAAGGCGGUCAUCACAGAGUUGAGUGAGGAGAGUGAGAACGAGGAGGCGGCUCUGAAGGCGAAGCCGAUGAAGCCGAUCGAGGUCGCAAAGGAGAAAGGCGAGGCCCCGACCACCUCUGGCCGAGCGCAGCGUGCACAGAAGAGGAUGGCGCAGACCGAGGUGGAGGGCUCGAAGGUGAGCACGAAGAAGAGUGGGAAGAGGAAGGCGAAGGAGUCAAGCGAUGAAGAGGAAGUACCGACCGUCAAGCCGCCAAAGAAGAAGCAUGCGACGAAGGAAUACAAGAGCAAGGAGUUCAUCGAAAGCGAAGACGAGACUCCAGCACCGCCUUCCAAUCUACCCGCCAAGACCGCAGGGGACUCUAACGACGGUGUUGCGAAGAUGAACGCCCCUGCCAAACCUGUCAAACAGACAACAAGGAUGACGGCGACGCCUCAUGUCGCACCGAAGGUGAAGGCAAAGGGGAAGGCAAAGGCGAUGGCGAAGGGGAAGGCGACAGCGAAGGCGAAGGCGAAGGUGAUGGUGUCGCAGAAGGACAUGUGGAAAAAGACGUCCACCCGCGUGUCUGACUUCAUGUGGGCACACGCAACAGAUUCGCUCGUCCCUUGCAUUGGCUGCCAGGAGAAAGAGUGGCCAUGCAAGCUCCACACCACCAACUUCGGUCGCUGCCUCGAAUGUGCAGCACGAGGCAUCAGUUGCAGCAUUGCGCCGAGGAACACGGAUGGCGUGCCCCUGCGAGGAAACUCACACACCGCACAGCGUGAGUUCCAAGAGAUGUGCGCAGCGCUGGUGGUAGAGGGCAAGCCACUGCCCAUGUCGCCACCUCCAUACGGCGUCAAGGUCGACUCCGAUGAGCCCGACGGUGCAGAACCACUGGUCAUAGAAGCAUCGAAGUGCAAGCUGCCGAAGAAGACCAAGACGUGCAAUGCUGCGACAUCCAGCUCCAAGGUCAAGGGUGGCGAGGAGGUCGAGGCGACGAAGCAGAAGGUGACCAUCACACCCUAUGAAGCCAACGCUGAAGGCGAGGCCUCAGUGGAGAAAUCGUCGAAGUCCAAGCGCGCCACCAAGUCCGCCACCGCCACUGGAGCUGUGGCUCUGUCCAACUCUGGCGAGGUCGCCGACUCUGGCGAGGUCGCCAACUCUGGCGAGGUCUCCAAGUCUGGCGCGCCUGCCAAGUCUGGUGCGGUCGCCAAACCUGGCGAAGGUAAGAAAUCAGGACCCAAGCCAAAGCCGGUGAGGAGCCAAAACUCAGGUGCGCAAGAUGGUGGCGAGGUCACCAGGACCUCAGUAUGUGAGCCGGAUGAGGUCCCGCCUGCCAAGUCUGUUGUGAAGGAGGGCAGGCAGACGACAACGGUGGCGAUGGGAGGUCACUCGGGCCCAAUGGUGCCCGUGAUCACCAGGAAGGCAAAGGCGAGUGCUCCCAAGGCAGCAGCCAAGAUGCCUCUGGCAGAAGGCGAUGGCAUGGAGGAAGCCGCCAGGCUGACAAUGGAGACGGUGCAGGCUAUGGCCUUCCAAACAGGGCCAGCUGCUCCGCUGCAAGCUAGCAGCAGUAAGCGCAUGCUGACACCAGUCACCGAUGAACCAGAGGAUGCACCAGAGUAUCAGGCAGAGGUGGCGGAGGAUGAGCGUGCGUCCUUGGAGCGGCCACACGACGAUUGGCGGCAUUCGCUGCUGAUGCCCCACGAGACGAGCGCAGGAGCUGCCGAGGUGGCACAGGAGGUGACGCCCUCCCUGGAGAUAUCCAAGGCAUCGAAGGGAGCGAAGUCCUCCACAUUGGCGAAGGCAGGACAUCUCGAUGAAGGGCGAAGGCCAGCUAAGAGGGGCACCCCACUGGACCGCAAGGCAGCGAAGAAGGAGGCAGAGGCGAAAAGGGAUGUGAAGGCGAACCGCCUCAGAGCAGUGCCUCCGACCAGCAAGGCACCCCACUUGCGCGACAUCCAUGGCGAAGAAACCUCGCAGUCAUCCAACAAUGACUGCGUGAAUUGUGCCGAGUUGCAACAGGAGUUCCUGGCACACAAGGACGGGAUGGAAGUCCAAUUCCAGGAGAGGAUGGCGGACCUCAACACCGUCAAGGCAGAGAUCACAGCGGCGCUCCAGCGAAUCAACCUGCCAUUUGCGCUUCAAGAAAAUGCCUGGAGCAUUUGCGAAGAGGUCAAGUUGGUGAUGGAGGAGUUUCACAGGCCGGUCACCAUCGAGCUACAGGAGAGCGUGAAGUUGGCAGUGGCGGACCUCGUUGCCAAGCGACAUUGCCUGCCAGAGCUCAAAGAGAAGGUCAACAGGUUGGAGCAAGGUGUGAACCAGACGGUGAGCCAGGUGAAUGUCGAGAAGCUGCAGGGUGAAUUGGCCGACCUUCGUCAUUCGAUGGAGCUCCAGGCAGCGUGGUCAGACAGCAUGGAGAAAAAGCUCAGGUCUUCAGUGGCAGAGGCGAUCGCUCAAGCGAGCAAGCUGGAGAUGGAAUUGGCGCUCGCCAAAGAGGAUUCGAUGGCAGUGGCGACGUCCACUUUGGAUAAAGUGAAGAAGGUGGGGAAGGAGGUGGCGACGGUGAGAGAGGAAACCUCACUGGUGGUGAAGUCUUUGGACGCAUUCUGA